Messenger RNA from Hydractinia symbiolongicarpus, 2649 nucleotides. Its product is annotated as probable G-protein coupled receptor 139. The transcript has a single exon. Gene Ontology annotation, cellular component: membrane. Gene Ontology annotation, biological process: G protein-coupled receptor signaling pathway. The coding region runs from base 326 to 1411 and encodes 361 amino acids. Gene Ontology annotation, molecular function: G protein-coupled receptor activity. Lineage: Eukaryota; Metazoa; Cnidaria; Hydrozoa; Anthoathecata; Hydractiniidae. The record is from RefSeq and is a predicted model, not a curated record.
ACCUCAUAAUUUCAAAAAACUAAAAGUUUAUCAGGGUAAUUGCCAAUUAAGGCCUAGUGGCCCCAAUUGUUAUAUUCUAGGGUGAUGUAAGUAAAAUUCGCAUAAUGUAGCUGUUUAAAAUUAAAAAGUCCAGCUAACUACAUAGGGCUUUAGUUCUGUUAGUUGGUUUCAUUUCAGGGAAAAAAAAUUUUAUGUUAUCACUGAAGGGCCUGAUAAAACUUAGAUGUUUAAAUAUAAAUUAGCUAUAAUGUUAUUAUGUUUUACAUGGUAUACAUGAUUUUGAAAUUUAUAGUGAAUCCUCUUAGGUGCAAAAAUAAAUUUUACAAUGGCAGAACCUAAAGGAAACCCAUUUCUUAGGAAAAUUUGUAGUGGGUAUGUUGGUGUUCCAGUUUGUCUGCUUGGUUUGAUUGGGAACGUCAUUUCCUUUAUUGCAUGGAAAAGAAUUAACAAAAAACGCUCUGAUUCAAGUCAAAGCGCUGGUGUUUUGAUGAUGGCACUUGCUUGUAUUGAUAGUGGCUUGCUUGUUUUCUUUUUACUUACAGAGAGCAUUCCACAAUUAUGGCCACAUGUAAUGCAUGCAGCACAUUUUGUUACUUUUCAUUGUUAUGUUGGAUUCCCAUUAUUUUUCUUUUUCAUUGUGGCAAGUAUAUGGAUGGUCAUUUGUGUCACCUACAACCGCUUCAUUGCAGUCAUUUUUCCAUACCGAGCUCUCCAACUUAAUUCUCUUAAAACUACAUCUGGAUUAAUUGUUUUGACAUUGUUUUUUUCAUUUGCUAUUAAUUUCCCCCAUUUUUUUAAUUUUCGCCCAUCAUUUAAUGGCACAAAGAUAGAGAAAACAAAAUAUGGUAGUUCAGAAGUUGCAGAACGUUAUGAUUUUUGGGCCCACUGCAUGGUGCUUGUGUUGGUUCCAUGGGUUACAAUAUUUGCUUUGAAUUCAGCCAUUAUCUACAAGCUGCUGAGAAAGAAAAAUAUUGGACAAGUUCGGAAAGGUGAAGGGAAGAAAGAAAUGCAAACAACAAUCAUCUUACUGGUUAUUACAAUAAGUUUCCUUGUUUUUCUUGUUUGGCAAUGUCUCACACAAUGCUUUUGGAUGUUACAUUAUGGACGAAAUGAUAAGGACACAUGGUUUAACGUGGACAGUGCAUAUGGCCCAGCGCGACUAGGCGUCGUUAUAAAUUCUGCAAUUAACUUUGUUCUAUAUUGCUUGUCAGGUGGAUUUUUUAGAAAAGAGCUGAAGAAAAUGUUUUGUCACUCAACAUAUGUAAAGUUUAACAACACAUCAACAACCAGAAGUUCAGUAAUAUCGCAAAGAUAUUCGAUCACAAAGGAUUCGCAUAUUUCACAAAGGUCUGAUAUGACCAGUGUUAACUAUGGUGCUACUAGUCCGUCAGAAAGUGUUAAAUCUGUUUGAAAUUGCUAUUGUUUUAUAUAAGGCCAAAUGUUUGCUCUUGCAAUGCUGUUUCUAAACUAGAAUAGAAGUGUCUUUUUACAAAAAUUUCACAUAAUUUUUUUUAAAAUUAUUUUUAAAAAUUUAAAUCUGUAAUGUAUUUACAUAUAGAUAAUAAGUAUUAGUUUAUGUUUCUUUUGAAAUCAUAUCGAAAGAUGGUUUUAAAAUACUUGUUUCAUAAAACAGUCAGAUAUGUUAGAUAUGUUAAAUUUCUGAUUGAAUCAAAUCAAUAAAAUGAUUAGGAAAGUGUGCAUAAUUUCUAUAAUGUAUAUAAUUUUUUGAUCCAUGUAGUAGUAGGUUAUGAAUAUUACCUAAUACAAUGCUUUAUAUAUAUAUUGUAAAUUUUCCAGAAAGUUUAAUUGACACUUGUAAAGAUAAUUUUUAUAUAACAGGAUUUUUAUAAAUUAAAAAAAUUACUGUUAAUUCAAGCACUAUACAAAGCAGGAUUUUGAAACGUAAACAAAGAGAUUUUUCUCACUGUACUGACAUUUUAAGUUUUUAUAAAUCAAUCACUCUUUCACUGUUCUUAAAAUUAAAAGGUAUGAAUUAUUAUCUCAGAGAAGUUUAAAAAAGUAUACAUAUUUCCAAUUUUUUGGUGUAAUAUUUUGUGCACAUUUUUUAAACGUUUUUGAGCAUUUUUUUUUUGAGUGCUUUUAAAAUUUUCAAUAUGUUCCACAAAACUAACAUUUAUUUUUUGCAUUUAUUGUGAAAUUCAUUUUUCUGACUUCAUGAUUCUUUUAGAUGGAAAUUAUGCUUUUUUGAGAUAUUUGAUUUUAUAAGAAAAUGCCAGACUUUCCUGCAUAUUUCAAAUUAGCACCCUGGGAUAUUAUUGAAUUUUCAAAUUUCUUGUAUGACUAGGAACUUAACUGAGAUGGCUGCCUAAAAGCUGGGCAUUUAGUAAUUAUAGACAAAAAAGACAUGCUCUUUAAGUAUAAAUAACAACAACAGUACUCAGACAACAAAAAUUCUUGAUGGACGGAUGAUAAGAUAAAAAGAGAAUUUAAGCAUAUAAAUGGUUUAUUGCCCAAUGGUAACUUAUCAAUAUAUAAAAAGUAAAAUAAUUCAUGCAAAAAAGUUUUAAUUUUUCUUUUGUGUAAAGGGAGCAUCAAUUAAAUCAUAUAAUUAUAUGGUAUGCUUCUUAUAAUAUGUGCAAAAAACAUGUAUGUGUACUUAUUCCAGAGAUGAAUUUAAAAGACGGUUGA